Trachemys scripta elegans is the source of this 8096-nucleotide messenger RNA. RefSeq names its product zinc finger protein 501-like. The coding region runs from base 3379 to 4644 and encodes 421 amino acids. Gene Ontology annotation, biological process: regulation of DNA-templated transcription. NCBI's taxonomy places the organism in Eukaryota, Metazoa, Chordata, Testudines, Emydidae. The record is from RefSeq and is a predicted model, not a curated record. The transcript is spliced from 3 exons.
GAAGCAGUGACCAGAAGGACUUGGUUAAAAGCAAAUGAAGAAAAGUAUUUUUUCCACACUGGGGGUGGGGAGAGGGGGAUUGGUGAUAGGACUGGGAGUAUUCUUGCAUGAUAGCCCCUCACCCUGCUGAUAUUAGAGUGGUGGUGGAGGUUAAUUCAUCAUACAUGUACAUGGAUAUAGUGGAACAUCGGUUAGUGGGGGACUACUCUCUUCCGUUGCUGUGCUGUGUUCCUAGCCAACUAUCACGGGUGACAAAUUCCAUUAAGUAUCCAUGAGUAAGCAGCACAUCAGAUCCAUCUCUACUGAAAUAAAGACACAAUGGAAUAAACACGUUUCAUUUUGUUUUGGGAAAGUGAUCAUUAAACUGCAUGUGCACCCCAAGAAAGUUGAAGGAUGUUGACUACACAAAAUUAGGGGGCCCCCUCUCUGUAUAGAAACUAUUACAAGGCUCAGGCUGGUUAUGCCUUGCUGGGUUAUCCUGUAUUACCAGCUAUGUAUGAGGAUGGUUUAGGAAGGAUGUUCCACAGUCUUUUUAGAAAAACAGUAACAAUUUUGAGAAAGGGUCUAGAAAUCAGUAAGCCCCACAUGAAAAUAGCUGUUACACAAUUUACAUCUUUGGUUGUAAUUUUGUCUAGCGCUGUUAUGAAUGAAGUGGGCAUGCACAUAAAACAGGAAGGUUCUGGUCUUGCGGUGAUUAGGAGCAAAAGAGCGGCAUCAAGCCUUCCAUUUACAGGGUCUCCCGGCACUUUAAAAAAGAAAAUAAAAGCUGUUAAAAGAUGAUGCAGCCAUAAGCCUAGAAGACUCUCUAAGAAGAGGAAGCAGAGCAUCACCCAUGGUAAAAGGGAUGUAUUUUAAAACUCAAAAUGGCUUUCAUUCAUAGCAAUUCUGAAGAAUUGUCCUAAAUCAGAAUUGGGUCUGUUUCGAAUAGCCCUGCUCAAACCAACAUUGAGAAUAGUUUUUAUGCCAAGGUGCCACCUUUGGCUACCUUAACUGUGAUUUCCCCUCUAGAAUUUUUUUAUUUUAUUUUGAGGCCUGGGGCUCGUUACCUAGACCUCACAGCACAUUGCUGUACCUGUGCCACAAGGUUCUGAAAGAAGAUGGGGCGGACACUAACAAAGAUGCCACGUCACCCUAACAAAUUACCCCAUCACCACCCUUUUUAACCAGCUGGAUGUCACUGUAGGUGGCUGUCUUAUCAGCCAGAGCAACAAUUGUUACGCUUACAGAAUCUUGAUAGAAUUGAUUCUGAACUACACCAAUCAUACCCUAGCUACACACGUUUCCACAGGCAUGUUUCAGAGAGACAGCAGGGGCCCACAAUAGCACCAUUUUGGACAGUGUGGGUAACAGGUUUUAUACUCAGGGCUGACCUAACAGCCAUCAGCAGAAAGCUGGAUUUGCUGGGACCUUUACACAGUGAUUUAUUUUUUCAAGAAAAAUUGCUGCUGAAGGACAUGGACUUCAAAAAUUAAAGUCAAAGAAACGUUUUGCCUGAUGAGUGGGAAUGCCACUCAGAAUUGUAAAGUACACAUUAUUUCAGCGUCCUGUUUUGUGAAACAAGUGAAAGUUACUCAGGGGUUUGUUUGGGCCAUGCAGAGGCUCUAACAACCACCAACGCUAAGUACCCUGGACUGGGUGGGCAUGAUGAAGGUGUAUAGUAUUCCAGCUGCAGUCAUGUCAGUAACCAGGAAAACCUCUUUCGGGGGCAGUUACCAAACAGUUUGUUAUUGGCUUUAUAGAUCAUGAUGCCUUCAGUAGUAAUUACUUUAACAGCAUUUUCAACUUUAAACAUUAUGACAUUAAUUUUGUGGACUUAUAUGUGGAUGGUGAGUAGGUGCAAGUUAAACCUCUACAACCUGAUUUUGAGAAAUGGAAAUGCAUGAGGGAGUACGUGGAUCUCACACAAGCUACUGGGAAAGAUGUAAAAGACUGAGCAUGCUUGAUUGAUCCUGGUGAAUUUGCACAGGCCUACAUGCUGUAUGCCUGUAACCUGACCCCAGACCAGGAAUGCACUGAUCAUUAUUCUCUCAUUGAAACUGGAAACUUGAGAGUAGAUUUGUUUUGCCGCAGCACUGCCCUCUACAGUAAGUUUGACAGUGUAUAGGGUUUCUGAUAAUGUGCUCAAGUUUAACAUAGAAGGAACAUCCUAUCUGAUGAUACUGGAUUUUGAACACUGUGCAAUUAACACAUAUUUUAUCAGAGGAUGCUUCUUUUUUAGAUAUUUUUCUCAGCGACCUGCUCCUAAAGGAAUCUAUGUCUGGAAUACCCUUGGGGCUUAUUGUUAAUACCCACACCCACAACUUACCCAGGGAACACUGUCUGGCCCCUUUACUACCAAAACAUGGACCAGGCAAAUUUUUCAAUUCCAACAGAUUUCCCCAAGUCAGUAACUUCUUUCCUAAAGCUAACAUGACUUUUUAAAAUGGUAACUCUAAUAAUAUUGUGUUUCACCAGGGACACACAUCUCCCUACUGGUAACCUGUGGACAGAGGCAACUCAUUGAGAGUGGGGGUGUCACAUGCCCCCCCAGAUUUCUGCCAGGGUUUGCUGGCCGGGUCCUCUCCCUGUGAGGCACACCUCGGAGCUGCAGGGAGGGACCACUAAGAGUGGGGAGGGGAUGUGCCUAGGGGGGCAUGACUCAAGCUUUAAAUUGUGGCCCCCCGCACUAUCAGUAGAAACCAGUCAUCUAUGCCUGUGGGUAUCAUAGUAUAUAUAUAUUUUAAAGAAAUGCAGUAAAAGGUUACCGCUUGAUCACAUUUUAAAAUUAUAUACUGGUGAUUUACCAGAACAUGACCACAUGAUGGUGCAGGUUGUAAAAGGGAAAAAUCAGGCAUGUCCAGAUGCAUCCCAAAUUUUUUUUAACGUGUUUUUUUUAACUUUUCUUUCUGGUCCCAUUGAAUUCACUUAAUCUCUAGUAUGGAAAAAUGUCGAUGGGUUUAGUCUUGGUGAGAGGGGGCUGGGUCCAUGGUAUAAUAAGGUGAUGGUGUCACGAUCUUGUAUUUAAACAAGAGCCUAAAUUUAGUCUCCUAAAUCCAUAUUCAGGCUCCAGAGUAAGUGGACUGAUUUCAGUAGCUUUGGGCACUCAGCACUGAACCCCAGUGUUGCAGGCUCAGCAUUUUUGAAACUCUGGCCACUUUUUGAGAAAAGUGAAUAUGGAUUUAAAAGGCUAUUGUUUGAAAAAGCUAUUAAAAACAUUUCCCCAGAAUCAGUCUAGAACAUCUGUCUGCAGGGAAAGAACCUGUGGGGAAUAGGGGUGUGAAACAGACUAAAUCCCCUUCCAAAACAUCUCCAGUCACCUUUCUAAUCUGGACAGGCUGCAGAAUAACAACCACAUUUUGCUUCAGGUUGUCUCAUUCCCUUGAGAGACGGGGAAAGGAAAUGGCUGGAGUGGAGCUGGUGACCUUUGAGGAUGUGGCUGUGUAUUUCACGGAGGAAGAGUGGGCUUUGCUAGACCUGGGUCAGAGAGCCCUGUACAGGGAUGUCAUGCAGGAGAAUUAUGAGACUGUGACCUCGCUGGCAAAACCUGACAUGAUCUCCCGGCUGGAACAAGGGGAGGAGCCGUGGGUCCCUGAUCUCCAGGGCUAUGAGGAAGGGGAGAUCCUGAGGAAUGUCCACACAGAAGGUGAGGGGAUGAUGAGUGAGAAUGAGGAGGAGAAUCCUCAGCAGGAAGGUCCUGAGCAAGUGGAUCUACAUGGGAUGGUAUCCGGAAGAGCUGAAAAGGACAUUUCCCAGAAUCCUGAGGAGCCAGACAUCUGUGAGAGCCAGCACAGGCCAGAGAGGCAGCAGGAAAACCACUCAGAGGAGAGAUGGGCUAAAUCGACUCUCAGAAGCAGACGGGUCAAGAAAAUCAAAGAAACUGUUGAACAGAGAAACCCCACUAUAGAGAGACCCUACACUUGUGGGGAUUGUGGGAAAAGCUUCACUUGGAAAUCAGUCCUUAUUAUUCACCAGAGAAUCCACACAGGAGAGAGACCCUAUAAGUGUCUGCACUGUGGGAAAAGCUUCAGACAGAGUUCAGCCCUUAUUACACAUCAUACAAUCCACACAGGAGAGAAGCCCUAUAAUUGCCCUGACUGUGGGAAAAGCUUCAACUGCAGCUCAACCCUUAUUCAACAUCAUAGAAUUCACACGGGAGAGAAACCCUACAAAUGCAGUGACUGCGGGAAAAGAUUCAGUGUGAGCUCUCACCUUCUGUCACAUCAGAGAACCCACACAGGAGAGAGACCCUAUGAAUGCUCCAAGUGCAGGAGGAGUUUCAGUCAAAGUUCACAGCUUCUAUCACAUCAAAGAACCCACACGGGAGAGAGACCCUAUGAGUGCCCUGUGUGUGGGAAAAACUUCAGUAGGAGCUCAACUCUUAUUACUCACCAGAGAAUCCACACAGGAGAGAAACCCUACAAAUGCAAUGAGUGUGGGAAAAACUUCAGUGUGAGCUCACACCUGCUAUCACAUCAGAGAACCCACACGGGAGAGAGACCCUAUGAAUGCCUCCAGUGUGGGAAAAGCUUCAGUCAGAGCUCACACCUUAUUAGACAUCUGAGAAUCCACACAGGAGAGAAACCCUAUAAUUGCCCCAACUGCGGGAAACGCUUCAGUCACAGCUCAUCCCUUACUAAACAUCAGAGAAUCCACACAGGAAAGUAAUGAUAUAACUACCCCAACUGUGGGAAAAGCUUCAGAGUUCAGAUUUCACUAAUCACCAGAGAAUCAACAUGGGGGGAGACACUGCAAAUGCAGUGAGUGUGAGAAAAGAUUCAGUCAAAGCUCACAGCUCCUAUCUCAUCAGAAGAGAGACCCUAUGAAUGCCCCUAGUGCAGGAAAAGCUUCAGAGAGGUCAAACCUUAUUAUUCACCAAAGAAUCUCAUGGGGGAGAAACUCUUUCAAUGUCCCGAGUGGGGGAAAAGUUUCAGAACGACUCAGCCCUUACUACACAAUAGAGAAUCCACGGUGGAGAGAGACCCUACAAGUGUAUGGACUGUAGUAAAAGCUUCAGUCAGAGCUCAGCCCUUAUUAUACAUCAUACAAUCCACACAGGAGAGAAGCCCUAUAUCUUCUCUGACUGAAGGAAAAUCUUCAGUUGAAGCUCAGCUCUUAGUCAACAGCAGAGAAUCUACAUAGGAGAGAAACCCUACAAAUGCAGGGAGUGUGAGAAAAGCUUCAGUGUGAGCUCACAUCUUCUAUCACAUCAGAGAACCCACAGGGAAGAGAGACCCUAUAAGUGACCCAACUGUGGGAAAUGCUUCUGGCAGAGCCUAAACCUCAUAAGAAAUUCCACAAAGGACACACAUCAUAGAAGUGCCCUUGUUAGGGAUGACCUUUUCCAAUUCCCAUGAAUUUCAGACUAGGCUGGAAUAGCCAUGUAAUGAGGAUAUGCAAUGGGUAGUUAUUAAAACAGAAAAUGAAAUCACUUUAUUGGGACAGAGUUGUACAGAGCAAGAGGCUAGAAUGGGAUUAGAUUGUAACUUCUUGAGAAGUUCUGAACACUGAUCAUGCUCCAUUCAGGUGUUACACAUCUAGAACAAUCUUUAUGUUAUAUACUAUGACUUCUCAUUUAUUCUUGAUAGUGUUUUAGGCCCAAAUCCACCAUUGUGACACUCAGAUAAUUAUAAUGCCUAACUUUUAGGUUGUUCACAGGAACAACACUGGGAUCCACAAAGCCCAAGUUAGAUAUCCAGGCUCCCUAUACAAUGAAGGGGAAGAGAAUUAAUCUUAGAAUGUGAUUCACAAAAGCCUUUGCAUUAGGUGUGGAGCUGCCUAAGCUAAUCGGUAGGAGAUGCCAAUGAGAAGGGUAUGUUCUAAGCCCUGCCCAUCUCAUGGAGAUAGGCACCUAUCUCUGUUUCUGAUUCAUGAACUGGGGAAGUUAGACACUCCUCUGCUGAUGGCAUCCAAGCCAGUUGGUGUGUUCAGACAAAACAGCUGUGGUGGGAAAGGAGGAUCUCACUCAUAACUUUUAGCCCCAUCAUUAGGGCACUUGCCCAGGAUGUGGGAGACCUCCACGACUUCAAGUCCCACCUCCAUCUGAUGAAACAAAGGGAUUUGAGUGGUAUCUGUCACCUCUCAUGUGAGUGCCCUGGCCACGAAACUAUGGGUUAGUCUGAUACAGAGAUCCUUCAGUUUCUCCUUAUGAAACAGUUCCACUGGAUAUAAAUACUAAAAGAGUCCUUUGGCUAGAGAGAGAGAGAGUUGGAAUGGCUCUGCAGCAUUGUGAUUAGGCAACCACCCCAUAAGGUAGGUGAUUGAGUCCAGUUCCUUUCCUCCAUUGACUCUUUAAGUUUCCUUGAAGACAGAAUCCUAAGUCCCACCAUGAAGGAGACUUCACACUGAACAACAGAAGGCAGGGUGAGAAAUUCCACCUAGUAAAAAGUGCAGAAGGAUUUAGGAAAUCCAUGCUUGUUGCUAAAAUUCCAUAGGGAAUUUAUGCACUUUGAAUGAAGUCAGAAUUUGUUCUUUCAGAGCAUAAUUAUUGUUUCCUUAGAACACUGAACCCAUUGGAGUUCAGAUCUAUUCCAUAAAUCCAGACUCUUGGGACAGUAGGAACUCUUAGUUAGGCUUAUAUGACUUUGGUAUUUUCCAACAACUUCCACCCAACUAUGAAAAAUAUUGUAGUGUUUCAGUGAAAUCACUGCCUCCAUCAAUGGGAGAGUUUCUCCCGAUGGCAUAGGUACUCCAUCUCUUGGAGAGGCAGUAGCUAGGUCAAUGGGAGAUUUCGCCCUUUGACCUAGCACUUUUUACACCGGGGGGUCAGGUCAGUUUAAAUGUGCAGCUGAGAGAGGAGGGAUUUUUCAGACCAGUGAGUAAUGUAGUCAGACCAACCUAAUUUCCUAAUGUAGCUCAAGCCUUAGAUCUCUCUCCCUUACAACAUUACACUCUAUGUGGGAGUGAGAAAAGCUAUCUUCUAACUUCAACAUCUUUAGUCAAUAUUUAUGUUCUAAAUUUUAGAAUACUUUUAUUCUAAUUUUAAUUGUGUGAUGUGUUUUUAACUACAAGAGUUAUCAAAUGUGAUAAUACCUUAUAUUCCACACUAGCCUCAUUUCACCCUUGGGGUGGUAACUUAACUAGUUUAUCUUUGUCUAUUUUAAAUACCAAAAGUAGGUUACUUUGUGAUAGUUCUCUUUCUACACUUGAACAGUGUUUACUCAUUGGUAUACAGAAUUAUGUAGCUCUCUCUCUUUUCUGCCAAUUACUUCAAUCACCAGGAUCUUCCUGUCUGUUAACUCUAAGAAUACUCUCUCAGCCUGCUUGAUUAGCUGUCAUUUGAAUACCAUGGUUAAUCAAACUGCUUUCUGAAUUUUCACACUUGUAAAAUUGCCUAUUAGCUCCACUAAAUCAAAACUAAUCCUCUCUGCUCUGCACUGUUGUAUAAUAAUCACAUUGGGUGAUUCUUGUACCUCCACUUUUGUAUGUCAUUGUAGUAAUUUCCAGCUAGACAUGUUUAUCUAAACUCUGCUGAAUUUCGAGCUGUAGUAAUCAGAUGACUCUGAUUUUGCCUUAAAAAUCUUGCUUAGCCUCAAAAUACUACCUUUUUGAGACAGAAGUAAAAGUAGCAGCAAUGGUUUUGCUAGUUUUUGUUACAUUGACAAUACUUUCAGUUAUAUUCUCCUACCCAGCCUAUCUAGUUUUAUUCAGUGUUAGUUUAAAAGUUUGAAUAUCAAGUUGAAGUAUAAUUGUUGUAAUUUAUUUGCUUUACUGAGUUUAUACUUGGUUAUUUGUCCUGCUUUGAGCAGCAGGUUGGACUAGAUGACCUCCUGAGGUCCCUUCCAACCCUGGUAUUCUAUGAUUCUAUGUUCUGAUACUAUUGCUUUAAGUUUAGCUUUUAAAUUAUGUUAAUAAUUUUUAGUUACUAGUUAUUCUUAAUUAGGGCAAACAACCUCUUGAUGUGGGUUAUGAAUAUUUAAUGGAAUCCCAUUCUGAUUAUUUCUCAUAGCUGUUUCAAUUUUAUAUUCAGUUUUAUAACACUAGUCCAUUCAUAGAAUCAUAAAAAAAGUAGGACUGGAAGGCACCUGAAGAAGUCAUCAAGUACAGCCUCCUGCACUGAGACAGGACCAAGUAAACCUAGAUCAUACCUGAUAAGAAUUUGCAUAACCUGUUCUUAAAAA